This is a messenger RNA of Episyrphus balteatus (marmalade hoverfly), 3563 nucleotides long. RefSeq names its product nucleolar protein dao-5. Bases 129 to 3368 code for a protein of 1079 amino acids. The transcript is spliced from 4 exons. The record is from RefSeq and is a predicted model, not a curated record. NCBI's taxonomy places the organism in Eukaryota, Metazoa, Arthropoda, Insecta, Diptera, Syrphidae.
ACACCAAAUACUGUCAAAAAAUUCAGUAGGUUGCGUUGGAUUUCGACUAGUAGACAAAUAAAAUAAUUUAGCGCGUAAUAUUGGUGACAAAAUUUUAUCAACAAUUAACAACAAAUUAUUAAGCAAAAAUGGCUAAAUGUUGUGUAAGAGGAUGUUCAAAUAAACUAGAAGUGGGAAGCAGUAUUCGCAUGUUUCGAUUUCCCGCUCUUCUCGACAAACCCAAAAGUCUAGUGGAACUUUCUCGUCAGCGAAGAAACGCUUGGUUAAAAGCCUUAAACAGAACCAAUUUGCCCGAAGAAGUCUUAAAAUCCAUUGGAAUUUGUUCCGAACACUUUAUAACAGGCUCUCCAGCUAGAUUGAAAGACAACACCGAAGUUGACUGGAUUCCGACAAUAAAAAUGGGCCACCAACAACGCAAUCGUAAUGAAAAAAAGAUCAUAUCGCCAUCUCAAUCAACAACCAAAUUAAAACGCAUAGGUAGCGUUGAAAAACUUAGCGAAUUAGAGAAGCUAAAAAAUGAACUAAAAUGCAAAGAUGAACUUAUCAAAAGCUACAAAGACGAGAGCCUCCAAUUGAAGCACCAACAGAAGAAGAUUGUCAACAACUACGAAGAAAGAUUGAAAGAAAAAGAUGUGAAAAUUAGAAUGAGUAUUCGAGAGCUUAGAAGUAAAGAGAUUAAAGAACCCCAGAGAAGUGAAGACCAUAGAAAGGGAAGAGGAAUUUCUAUGCGCUCCGGGCGUACACUGCAAAAAAAUUCUAAACAUAAACUUAUCAAACCUUGUAUUGUACGUAUACGACGAUUUUUGCAAGUUAAAGAAGAACCUCUCGACGAAGAAUUCACACCACAAAAAACUGCUACCAAAACUAACACAUCCAAGCAAGACAACUCAAGAGAAAGUUCCCUUAGAAGCCGUGCAUCCAAGGAACAAGCUAACAAAGACCAAUCACCUAGGGAUCGAUCAUCGAGAAAUCCAACACCAGUUAGUGCUAAAUCCAAGGCACUUGCUAACGCUAGCAAACGGUUUUCAAAUUCACCCAAACCAAGUCCAAAGUCUGAAGAUCCGCCGAAAAUAAUUUCACCAAAAGUUAUUGCAAAACAGAUAGAAGAAUCGUCUUUGCCAAAGCCAAGUUCGAAAAAAGCCGAAGAACCAAUACCGGCAAAAGCAAGUCAGAAAAAGAUAGAUGAAUCAAUUGCAACAAGCUUGUGCUUAAAGAAAGUCGAAGAGCUUUUAGGUAAGAAACCCAUUCAAAAAAAAGUUGAAGACACUCGUAGUACACCAAAUCCAAGUUCAAGAAAAGUUGAAGUCGCGGCUUCUAACCGUACACCUAAUCCAAAUUCAAAGAAAGUCGAAGAAUUGCGUACGCCAAAGCCAAGUGCUAAAAAAAUUGAAGAACCUGUUUCGGCCAUGGCUUCAACAAGAACGCGUCGUGCCCCAAAACCGAAUCCAAAAUAUGCAAAUGACGACAUCAUCACACCGAAAAUUAUCAAACCAACCAAACGCACAAAAGAAAUAGUCGUUCUUAAUGAAGCUGGUCUGGAUACUGAUUCUGGAGAUGACUUCUUUUAUGGUGGUGCGGACGCUACCACUGAAGAUGAAACAAAUGAUGAUGAUGUAAGUGAAGUCUUUGAGGCUAACGAAAGCUCAGAUUUUUCAGACGGAGAUUUUCUACUAAAACGAAAACGGAUUACAAGAGCAGUUCCAUUUCCUACUAGAAGUAACACUCCUUUGGUUAAGCGAAGUCGUCCGAGUGUUAAAGUAACGCCCGUGCUACCAGUACCAACUCCCACACCUCCGCCAAUAGUUAAACCGGUGGAAUUAAAACGAGUUGUCACCGUAACACCAAAACCGACAGUAGUUCAACCUCAUGUAUUGUCAAAUAGAAAACGAAAGCUUGAAGAAGUUGUUGAAUCAUCUCGAAAAGAACCUCCAGAGUCAAUUAUCGCACGAAAUAAACGACUUAACAUUGCAUUGUACGAUUCAAAUACCGCUAGACCAGCUUCUCCUAUUCGGAGCAGUGCGCCAAUCAAGCAAACUGUUGCUGUGGCACAAACAAAACAACAACCCGCUCAAGCUACAAGUAUAUUACCUCCAAAAAGACCAAUGGCAGGUCCUCUAAGUAGCAAAAUAAUUUCCCCUCAAUCGACGCCGAAAGAAAAGCCAAAAGUUAAAAAUGAUUCGCCACUUUUGCAAAGAAAAUCUCCCACUUUUAUAGAAAGUUCACCGGAAUUAGUCGAUUCGGCGAAUACAAUAGAUGACUUUGAAACUAUGCCAACCUUCACAAUUGUCAAUAUCAAUGAUAUUAUCAACAAAAAAGGCGACUGUCUUGUUCAGAAACGUUCAGAUGAUGAAGUGCAAGAAACAACUUCUCCUAAUUCUAUUAAUCGCACCAAUCGAAGAAAAACUGGGCAUACUACAAUCCUCUCGGAAAAAAUUGACCCAGUUAAACUAUUGAAGCCUAUUCCGAAGACUCCGUUUCCACCAGUUAAAAAACCAGUUCUUCAAAGCAAUAUAACAACCCAACUUAAGCCCCAACAACGCAUACCGCUGCCGUCAUUAGAGCGGAGGGAAAUAGCUAAAGCUCAGCCAGUAGAAAAGCUAUUACCUGCAGAGAAAAUUUCACCCAACAAAGACAAGCCAGCUCCCCGUAUACUCAACUCCGUCGUAGGAAGGAAAACAUUCCCAGUGCAACCGAUUAUGAGUAAACUUGAUAGCGAUUUGAGUCAAGAGCAAACCGAUGAUGCGGCGGAAAAAUCUGUUAUGGUGAAAGAAAAUGUCGGAGCCAAUAAAGUUCUUCCCACCAAAGCGGCACAAACUCGUAAACUUCCCGCUGAAAAAGUUUGCGUACAACGGCAAGGCAAUAAGCUUAUCAAGAAAAUAACGUGUUUCGAGACGUGGUAUGUCAUUAAUAUUCCUGAAACUCAGGAACAAAUUGUCAAGAAUUGCCUUGAUAUUCCCCUCAUCACAUUGAGUAAUGCUGCGAAAACCAUCAGACUUCCAUCGUCAUCUUGGAGUUCCAAGGUCACACUAUACAAGCUCUCGGCUCAGAUGGCAAACAAGUCACAUAUAACACCCUAUACUGGGGAAAUAUCAGACCAAUCAAUCAACGAAGAAGACCGCGAAAAAUACCAGCCAUCGUGCGUGAUGUUCCGUCGGUCGACACAGCAGCAGUCACAAACCCGCAUGCCAUAUGACCGAGCCGUUAUUUUCAAAAUGAAAACUUUUUUCACAAAUAUCGAUGGAAAGAAUGUACGCCUAAUCGGGGCACCCAGUAAAAUUAGCUCAUUCGAAGAUAUCGAAGUUCUAUUGGAAUUGGUCGAUGAACUUGAUUUGCUACAUGAGUUUGUGGAAACAGCAAGCACAGUUUAAAACAAUUUGAACCUACUAGAAGUUCUUAUAAGAACGGUACCAAUUUGUAAGUGUGUUUUUUUUCUUCAAAACUUAACGCAAUUUGAAUAUUAAUGUAAAGAAUUUGGUUAAGUUCGCAAUGAAGUGUAAGUAAUUUUAUAUAAUAUAAAAACAAAAAACUUGUAAAAAAUGAAAAAAAUCAUUAUUCAUGUACAU